Messenger RNA from Punica granatum (pomegranate), 5570 nucleotides. The record is from RefSeq and is a predicted model, not a curated record. Lineage: Eukaryota; Viridiplantae; Streptophyta; Magnoliopsida; Myrtales; Lythraceae.
AGUCCCAACCCAACGCUCAAAGAGUCGAGUACUCCCUACAACACUACACAGUCUAUUCAAGCUUGUAAAAAACGUCAGCAGCAGUAGCGCGAGCCUCCGGUCGCCGCCACCUUCACUCGCCGCCGGCCGACGGUCAUCUCCGAUCCCCAGUCGGCUCCCCCUCUCUCUAUUAAUCCCCGGGUGCCUCUGUGGUAAUGCCCGUUAGGUGUAAUUUACCCGCCGGUGCACCAAACAGGGCGUAGGAGAAUGGAUCAGCCGCAGCAGCGAUCCAACUCGGCCUCUCGAGCCUACCAGUUCCACCCUGGCCGUGCCGCCAUUAUCGACCUGUUCAACCUCUACUUAGGAAGAAGUAGCCGACAAAAGACUGAUGAUUCCGCCAGAGAGCCUCCGAACAAGACUCAGAAGCGUGUGGUUGCAUUAAACAGAGAACUUCCUCCUCGAAAUGAGCAGUUCAUCCUGGACUUCCAGCAACUUCUGGCCCAGUUUGGGGAUCAAGAUCAGUUGCGUGCUGUGACAGAAUCAGUUUUCAUAUCUCUGGUUGUGCAGUGCAGUGGUCAUGCACCACGGGCAGAUUUUCUUCUCUUUGCACUGCAGAGCUUGUGCGGCAUUGGUCACAUCAACUGGGAUACUCUUUUGCCGUCCCUUCUUUCAUCGGUUUCGUCAGCUGAAAUGUCAAUGGGUCAAGCUAGUCAAUCGAUGCCCACUGUGUCAUCCUCGGGUUUGCCGCAGUCUGGGACAAUCCCGUCUUCCAAUGCUAUUCCGAAUGCAUCUAGUUUUCAACCUUCAAAUCCUGCAUCGCCUUUAACAGCAGCUCAUGGCAUAGGGUCUCCUACACAAUCAAUGAUUGAACCAUCAUCUGGUGCUGCGAUGUCACCUGUUAAAUUACCUGAUCAAUCUAUGACAAGAGUCCAUUCAUCUAUCAGAGACAGUGCUAUAAGCAGCCUGCGCCAGCUAUGCUGCAAGAUUAUCUUGACCGGUCUUAAGUUUAAUUUGAAACCUGCAACUCAUGCUGAGAUUUUCUCUCAUAUGCUGAAUUGGCUGGUCAAUUGGGAUCAGAGGCAACAGGGUAGUGAUGAGUCUGAGGGUACAAAGUUCUGGAGACCUGACAAAGCUCUAACUGAAUGGCUGCACAAUUGUUUAGAUGUCAUUUGGCUUUUGGUCGAGCAGGAUAAAUGCCGAAUGCCUUUUUAUGAGUUACUGCGUAGUGGGUUACAGUUCAUAGAGAACAUUCCGGAUGAUGAAGCCUUAUUUACUCUCAUCUUAGAGAUACACAGGAGAAGGGACAUGAUGGCUAUGCACAUGCAGAUGUUAGAUCAGCACCUCCAUUGCCCUACAUUUGGAACGCAGAGAAUACUAUCCCUUACGGCUCCUAAUAUUUCAGGUGAAGCGGUUGGUAACCUAAGGUAUUCACCAAUUACAUAUCCAAGCGUACUUGGAGAGCCAUUGCAUGGAGAGGAGCUUGCAAGUUCGAUUCAGAGGGGAAGUUUAGAUUGGGAAAGAGCUUUGCGGUGUAUAAGGCAUGCUAUUCGGACUACUCCAUCACCCGACUGGUGGAAGCGUGUGCUUCUCGUGGCUCCUUUCAAUAGACCUGCUGGGCAACCACCAACUGCUGGUGCAGUCUUCACUUCCGAAAUGAUUAGUGAGGCAACUAUUUGCCGGAUUAUUGAGCUAUUGAAGUUAACAAAAUCAGAGCUGAACUGCUGGCAAGAGUGGCUUUCCUUUUCAGAUAUCUUCUUUUUCCUUGUGAAAAGUGGUUGCAUUGAUUUUGUUGAUUUUGUGGACAAGUUGUUUAUACACAUUUCAGAAAGCGAUCCUCAUAUUCUUCGCACAAAUCAUGUUACUUGGCUCCUCGCAGAAAUUAUUAGGGUGGAGCUUGUGAUGACUGCAUUGAGUACAGAUGCAAGAAAGUUGGAGACGACAAGGAAGAUAUUGUCAUUUCAUCGAGAAGAUAGAAAUGCUGAUCCCAAUUCUGCUCAAAGCAUCCUGCUUGAUUUUGUAAGCAGUUGUCAGAAUUUACAGAUGCGGGCACUGAACACAUCAACGAGGGAGUACUUGAAUGGUGAACAACUUCAGAAAGGAAGACAAAUUGAUGAAUGGUGGAAACAAGUGACAAAAGGUGAUCGUAUGAUGGACUACAUGACUAUGGAUGAGCGUUCUGUUGGGAUGUUUUGGGUUGUAUCUUACACCACGGCUCAAGCUGCUUCCGAAACAGUGAUGAAUUGGUUGUCCUCUGGUGGACAUACAGAUCAAUUACCAGGAUCUAAUUUGCAGCCAAAUGAUAGGAUAAUGGUAAUGAGAGAAGUAAGCCCCUUACCGAUGUCCCUGAUAUCAGGAUUUUCAAUGAACCUGUGCUUGAAGUUGGCUCAACAGAUGGAAGAAUCUCUAUUCUCCAGUCAGGUUGUGCCAAGCAUUGCAAUGGUUGAAACAUAUACUCGCUUGCUGCUCAUUGCACCUCACUCGUUGUUUCGGUCACACAUCAGUCACUUGGCCCAGAGGAAUCCUGCUUUGCUGAGCAAGCCUGGGGUCACUCUUUUGUUAUUUGAGAUUAUCAACUAUCGCCUGCUUCCUCUCUAUAGGUACCAAGGGAAAACCAAAGCUUUGAUGUAUGAUGUGACAAAAAUUAUUGCUGCUUUGAAGGGUAAACGAGGAGAUCAUCGUGUAUUUAGAUUAGCUGAGAACUUGUGCAUGAAUGUCAUUUUCUCACUUAGAGAUUUUUUCUCGGUGAAGAGGGAGGGUAAGGGUCCAACUGAAUUUACAGAGACACUGAAUAGAGUAACAGUAAUGACGCUUGCCAUCCUGAUCAAAACACGUGGAAUUGCUGAUGCUGAUCACGUUAUUUAUGUACCAAACAUGCUAGAGCAGAUACUAGCAACAAGCCAACACACAUGGUCGGAGAAAACAUUACGCUACUUCCCACCAGUUCUUCGCGAUGCCUUGGCAGCGCGGAUCGAUAAAAAGGCCCUUGUCAUUCAAGCAUGGCAGCAGGCAGAAACAACUGUGAUCAAUCAAUGCACUCAGCUUCUUUCCCCUUCAGCUGACCCUUCGUAUGUAACAACUUAUAUCAGCCAUAGUUUUCCUCAACAUCGGCAGUAUUUAUGUGCUGGGGCAUGGACUUUGAUGCAAGGGCAUCCUGAGAGCAUUAACAGCACAAACCUGGUACGCGUGUUGAGGGAAGUCUCACCUGAGGAAGUGACCGCCAAUAUUUAUACAAUGGUGGAUGUACUACUUCAUAGCAUUCAAGUGGAACGUCAGCGUGGGCAUUUAAUACAGGACAUUUUACUGAAAACCUGUGCCAACCUUGCAUUUUUUAUUUGGACAAGCGAGUUGCUCCCUUUGGACAUCUUGCUACUGGCCCUCUCUGACCGCGACGAUGAUCCACAUGCCUUAAGUAUCGUGAUUAGUCUCCUUGACAGACAAGAACUUCAACAGAGAGUGAAAUUAUAUUGUUUGAAUUGUGGACCUCCCGAGCAUUGGCUUCGGACUACACCUUUCAAGCGUAUGGAGUUACAAAAGGCUCUAGGGAAUCAUCUCUCGUGGAAGGAUAGGUAUCCUCCCUUCUUUGAUGACAUAGCAGCACGGUUGCUUGCGGUGUUCCCCCUUAUCAUUUACAGACUUAUCGAAAAUGAUGCCAUUGAUAGCACUGAGCGACUCUUGACGAUCUAUUCUCAAUUUCUAGCUUAUCAUCCUUUUAGAUAUUCUUUUGUCCGGGAUAUACUUGCAUACUUCUAUGGUCACCUUCCAGGAAAGCUCAUAGUUCGCAUACUCAGUAUACUUGAUGCUCAGAAGGUGGCAAAGAUCCCAUUCUCAGAAGUGUUCCAGCAGCUGAUCAGCGCGACGAAUCCCAUUUGCCCACCUCUAGACUAUUUUGCAACUCUCUUGCUGGAGCUGGUAAACAAUGUAAUACCUCCACUGAAUAGUAACACAGUUCGUCCUCCUCCGCGUACCCAAACUCCACCGACAAACCAAGUACACACUUCAACGGAGAUUCUAAAGGCAUUCUACCAGAUUCAGGAUCCCGGAACAUACACCCAGUUAAUUCUCGAAACUUCGGUGAUAGAGAUCCUCUCUCUCCCUGUUCCCGCUUCCCAGAUUGUAUCAUCUCUUGUCCAAAUCAUUGUUAACAUACAACCCACACUAAUUCAAUCCAACAACCUUCGUGGUGCUCCAAAUAGCAUCGGAGGGCAAGGUUCAGUUCUACCAACUUCUCCGUCGGGAGGAAGCACAGAUUCCUUAAGUGCAAGCAGAUCAUCUCCUUCAGCUAAUACUUCAAACUUUGUUUGGCGGAGUGGUUACACAAGUGAACAACUGUCUUGCCUGUUGAUUCAAGCUUGUGGGCUCUUGUUGUCUCAGCUGCCCGCCGACUUUCAUGUGCAGCUCUAUAUACAGGCAUCUCAGAUAAUAAAAGACAGUUGGUGGCUUACUGAUGGGAAGAGAUCACGUGGGGAGCUGGACUCUGCUGUUAAGUACGCCUUGUUGGAUCCUUCGUGGGCUGCUCAGGACAACACCUCGACAGCUAUAAGUAACAUUAUUGCGCUACUGCACUCUUUCUUUAGCAAUCUUCCACAAGAAUGGCUGGAAGGGACCCAUGUCAUCAUAAAGAAUCUCAGGCCGGUCACAUCUGUUGCAAUGCUGAGAAUAGCAUUCCGUAUAAUGGGCCCUCUGCUCCCUAGACUUGCCAAUGCUCACUCACUCUUUACCAAGACACUCUCGGUCCUAUUAAGUGUACUGGUGGAUGUUUUCGGCAAGAACACUCAGCCACCGACCCCAAUUGAAGCAUCAGAGAUAGCCGAUCUCAUUGAUUUUCUGCAUCAUGUCGUGCACUAUGAAGGACAGGGCGGUCCCGUACAGCCCAGUAGCAGGCCCAAGCCUGACAUUUUGGCUCUCUUUGCUACCUUAUCUGAGAGUAUACGGCCAGACGUGCAGCACCUUCUCUCCCAUCUAAAACCUGACGUGAAUUCCUCCAUAUACGCGGCAACUUAUCCCAAAAUCCCCCAUAAUCGUCUGCAGUAGUCGUGUCGAAGGCAUUUUAUACCCGGAGACAUCAUGCCCUACGUGCCGAAGUUCCAGUGCUUGUGCGUGUAGAGGUUACAUGAUCCGAAAGUAUUUUGCAGCAGCACUUGCAAAAGGCCUUGGGCUUAGGGAAACAAACAAAGGCAAACUUAGGGCAAAGGCAGACAGAGGGACCUUUUUUCCAAGAAUAGAAAAGUAGAGGGACCAGCAGUGCAAAUUUGGUGAACAUUGGUUCACUUGUGCAAGUUCAGAUAGACAGAUUCUUUGGCCCUCGCAUAUAUAAACUGCUCAGAAUGAUACCUUAUCAUUUGAUCCCUCAGAGAGUUCGGAGUCUACGGACCAGAGCUCGAGCAAUGCUCUGUGACGUUCCUUUUUCACGGGCCAAUUUUUUCUGUGCCAAGCAUUGGCACCUUGCCCUUGUCCAUGAUAUCUUCUCAUGAUAGGUCAAGGGUGUACCUCGUGAAUAUCUCGUUCUGGGCAUAACUAGCUUCCUUUCAUCUCAGACUUGCCUAAUCAUAGAUGGCGGAUUCACAUAUUGAAUGGUACCCUUCUUGUAUUGA